CACUUACAUGUAUCUUAAUGGUGGAAUCACAUGUACAGAGACGGCAAUAAAUACCUUUGACAAACACAUCAAUCAUGCAAUGAUAAAUAUGUGAAAUCAUGGACAGAGAAGACCGUAGACGAUUCUUUGUCAUUGGGUCUGUGUUUCUCGAAGUUGUAACUCCUGUGUUUAGACGACAAAUAGAGAACAACUAUAACAAAGCUGGAUUUAGUUGCCUAGCAGAUUUCCUAAACAACCAACCUGUAGUCCAUACCUUGUUCCAUUUAAAUCACAGAUAUACAUGGUAUUGUUGUGUAGAUAGUCCAAACUGUAUAGCCAGACAACAACUUCCACUGUACAACUAUCAAUGGAACCUGUUGUAUACAGAGAAUCCUGGACCAGGUCAACACCACUGUCAUUGUAAAUAUACAGCUAAACCUGUCAAACUCGAUGACCUUGAUAUCACCUUGAUGGGACUUAUCCUUGUCAACUGCUUAACCCUAGGACCAGCCGAGGGACAGGCAGUCAGGGCUCUCAGGCAAUUCAAGAAUGAUUAUCUUAGCCAUAGCACAAACUGUGGUAUAACGGAGCCAAAAUACAAUUCCCUGUGGCCAGAUCUGUCGUAUCAUGUCAUUCAACUUGACCCAAACAUACAACGUAGUGACCUUGAGGAUAUUAAGAACAGGCCACUUGAUGAGCAACUGUGCACACAAUACUUCAUACACCUUGUAGAUGUCAACAAGAGAUUUAAGGAGGUUGAUGAUUCCCUACAAAAGAUGCAUACUUCUGUACAUGGGAUAAAUACAACUUUGCAAGGAAUAGGUUGGAAUCUUCAUGGCAUGGAUCGAUCAGUACAAAUGGUAACCACUACCCUACAAGGUCUAGAAAGAUCAGUUCAAGGAGGAAAUACUACCCUACAGGGCAUAGAAAGAUCAGUAGAAGAAGGUAACACUACCCUACAAGGUCUAGAAAGAUCAGUUCAAGGAGGAAAUACUACCCUACAGGGCAUAGAAAGAUCAGUAGAAGAAGGUAACACUACCCUACAGGGCAUAGAAAGAUCCGUAGAAGAAGGUAACACUACCCUAUUAGGUCUAGAAAGAUCAGUUCAAGGAGGAAAUAAUAUCCUACAGGGCAUAGAAAGAUCAGUAGAAGAAGGUAACACUACCCUACAAGGUCUAGAAAGAUCAGUUCAAGGAGGAAAUACUACCCUACAAGGUCUAGAAAGAUCAGUUCAAGGAGGAAAUACUACCCUACAGGGCAUAGAAAGAUCAGUAGAAGAAGGUAACACUACCCUUCAAGGUCUAGACAGAUCAGUUCAAGGAGGUAACACUACCCUACAGGGCAUAGAAAGAUCAGUAGAAGAAGGUAACACUACCCUACAGGGCAUAGAAAGAUCAGUUCAAGGAGGAAAUACUACCCUACAGGGCAUAGAAAGAUCAGUAGAAGAAGGUAACACUACCCUACAAGGUCUAGAAAGAUCAGUUCAAGGAGGAAAUACUACCCUACAGGGCAUAGAAAGAUCAGUAGAAGAAGGUAACACUACCCUACAAGGUCUAGAAAGAUCAGUUCAAGGAGGAAAUACUACCCUACAGGGCAUAGAAAGAUCAGUAGAAGAAGGUAACACUACCCUACAGGGCAUAGAAAGAUCCGUAGAAGAAGGUAACACUACCCUAUUAGGUCUAGAAAGAUCAGUUCAAGGAGGAAAUAAUAUCCUACAGGGCAUAGAAAGAUCAGUAGAAGAAGGUAACACUACCCUACAAGGUCUAGAAAGAUCAGUUCAAGGAGGAAAUACUACCCUACAAGGUCUAGAAAGAUCAGUUCAAGGAGGAAAUACUACCCUACAGGGCAUAGAAAGAUCAGUAGAAGAAGGUAACACUACCCUACAAGGUCUAGACAGAUCAGUUCAAGGAGGUAACACUACCCUACAGGGCAUAGAAAGAUCGGUAGAAGAAGGUAACACUACCCUACAGGGCAUAGAAAGAUCAGUUCAAGGAGGAAAUACUACCCUACAGGGCAUAGAAAGAUCAAUACAAGGAGGACAAUCGACCCUACAAGAAAUGAACUCAUCUAUCCAGACAAUACAUACAGCUGUACAGAGAAUACCUGUGAUGGAUGAUGCAAUACAGAAACUUGUCUACUAUGCAAAAACUGGAGAAACUUCUACAAGUCAAAGACAAAAUCCUGAUAUUCAAAGUCAAGAAAGAAAUUCUUAUAAACUAGGACAAGACAUCUUCUAUCAGAUUCAUCAAUUUUCUACAGUAUCAGCCAGUACAAUCAUUACAUUUAACAAAGCUGUGAUAACUAAUGAUGGGCAUGUGGCCUUUAUCCAAAAACCUAACUGUUCAAUCUUAAUUUAUAAAACAGAUGGUUCACAUGUUGGUACAAUACAACAACAGAGUCAGCCAUGGGAUAUAACUGUAGUUAACAACUCUACAGUAGCUGUUGUACUGCCUCAAUGUUAUCAUAUAGACAUAAGGGACAUAAACAAUAAACAGAAAGUAAAAUCAAUACAAUUAUCUACAAAGUGUUAUUGCAUCACAACGAUCAACAACAAGUUAGUAGUAGGCUAUAAAGGAAGAUUGUUGAUCAUAGAUCCUAUAACAGAAAUGGUGGAGAAGACUAUCGAUACAGGUACAUGUGAGGCUUGUAGACUGUGUGGUUCUGGUGAUGAUAUAUUUUACACAGAUGGAUUUGGUCAAUAUUUGAACCAUUACAGUCACUCUAACAGCAAGAUUUCCAAAAUCAAGUUAACAUCAGAUGUAUCUUAUAUGACCACACUUCAAGAUGGCAGUUUGUACGUGAUAUGUGAGCAUGAAUCAGUACAACAUGUGUCAUCUGAUGGAAAGGAGUGCCAACAAGUUACCACAAAGGGACUGACAUCGCUGGAAUGGGUAACUGGUAUAAGUUAUAAUCCAGAACAAAAGAAACUGAUUAUUACACAAAAUGACUCAAUUACGGUGUUUAGUGAAUACUAAGAAAUCACUUAUCUGAAUGCAAUUAAAUAAAAUUAUGUUACAUAUUUAUAUACAUGUUGUAAGAUCUUGAAAAAAAUGUUAAGCAAUUGUGAGAUCAUUAUUACAUUUCAUGUCAGUUUUGACAGAAAUAAUUGAAAGGUAAUUACAUUGAAAUACUCAAAAGAAUCAAAGACAAACAAAGUUUACAAAAUUCCUUGAAUACCAAUGACCAAAUUUCUGGUUUGAGAAAAACAGAUCACCAUGGGACAGGCUUUAAUGGAUAUAAAGGACUGAUUUUGCUUUCAAUGAUAAAAUGUAUGAAAGUAUGUCAAGUACCCAUAAUGGAGAAAACAAUCCUGCUGUAAUUGUUUUAAUGUUCGAUAGUGAAUUCAGCAUAACCUAGCUUCUUUAUAAAAUAGUAGCAAUUCAGGAAUUCAAACGUUCAAACAAAAACACAAAAGAUGAUAUACUUAGUAUUAAAAUAAGUAUUUUGUUAAGCUCCAGUCACAAUGUCACGUUUUAUUACGUUAUAAAAUGCUACGUUUCAACUACGUUUUGAAUAAAAAUGUCCCAUUAUUUUGAAAGUUUUGUUUUACUAGGUUUGUACUAUGUUUUUACGGAAAAUCGAAUAUCGAAUAACGAACCGGCUGCUCACUUCACAUACAUUGUUUUUACCACGUUUUAUUACGUAUUAUCACGUGUAGACCCGCGUUUCCACCAGACAUUUUAAAUACGUUUCGAUACGUAGUAAUCACGUUUUGUUACGUUCUGCUAAGCUUUGAUACUAUGUACUAGGUUUCUUCCACGUUUCAAUUUUCGCUACGUUUGUUAUGGAAUUGUCAAAAGAUACGGGGCAAAUCCCGUUUUAAACAAAGGAUCAGGUAGUAAAAUGUAGCUCUUGAAACGUGACCGUGUG
Molecule: messenger RNA, 3849 nt
Organism: Mytilus trossulus (common blue mussel)
Lineage: Eukaryota; Metazoa; Mollusca; Bivalvia; Mytilida; Mytilidae
Exons: 5
Coding region: 99-2954 (951 amino acids)
Biological process (GO): mitotic sister chromatid cohesion
Cellular component (GO): mitotic cohesin complex
Molecular function (GO): double-stranded DNA binding; cohesin loader activity
Source: RefSeq, a predicted model, not a curated record